Galleria mellonella (greater wax moth) is the source of this 2813-nucleotide messenger RNA. RefSeq names its product serine/threonine-protein phosphatase PP2A 65 kDa regulatory subunit (gene Pp2A-29B). The transcript is spliced from 6 exons. NCBI's taxonomy places the organism in Eukaryota, Metazoa, Arthropoda, Insecta, Lepidoptera, Pyralidae. Gene Ontology annotation, biological process: protein dephosphorylation. Gene Ontology annotation, cellular component: protein phosphatase type 2A complex; cytoplasm. Gene Ontology annotation, molecular function: protein binding; protein phosphatase regulator activity. The record is from RefSeq and is a predicted model, not a curated record. Bases 152 to 1924 code for a protein of 590 amino acids.
CAUUCUUAAUUCUUUCAUUGAUGUGAAGCUGCCAUUUUGCUAUCAAUUUCUGUAUCUUUUUACCUUAAAAUUUGCACGUAAAUCAUUAAGUUUUACAAUAAUUCAGUGCUAAAAAAGUAAUUUGAAGUGAAAGCAAGAAUUUAACAUAAAAAUGGCAGCAAGUGAUUCCAGUACAGAUGAGUCAUUGUACCCGAUUGCUGUGCUAAUUGACGAAUUGAAAAAUGAAGAUGUCCAACUAAGAUUGAAUUCCAUUAAGAAGCUUUCAACAAUUGCUUUAGCCCUCGGCGUGGAGAGAACCAGAUCUGAGCUGAUCCCUUUCUUGACGGAAACCAUUUAUGAUGAAGAUGAAGUGCUACUGGCGCUCGCUGAGCAACUUGGCAACUUUAUCAACCUCGUUGGUGGCGGCGAGUUCGCACACUGCCUGCUACCACCGCUGGAGUCGCUAGCGACGGUGGAGGAAACUGUAGUCCGCGACAAGGCGGUGACAUCACUGAGGGCGGUGGCCGCACACCACACGCCGCAGGCGCUCGAGCAGCACUUCGUACCGCUUGUGCAGCGUCUCGCCGGCGGCGACUGGUUCACUUCGCGCGCCUCCGCUUGUGGACUCUUCAGUGUGUGCUACCCGCGCGUGUCGGCGCCGGUGAAGGCGGAGCUGCGGCAGCACUUCUGCUCGCUGUGCCAGGACGACACGCCCAUGGUGCGGCGCGCGGCCGCCUACAAGCUCGGCGAGUUCGCGCGCGUCGUCGAAGUCGAGUACGUCAAGAGUGACCUCAUACCGAUGUUCGUUACAUUAGCGCAGGACGAGCAAGACUCGGUACGUCUUCUGGCUGCAGAGGCGUGCUCAGCCGUGGCGGCCCUGCUUCCGCCCGAGGAUAUGGAGCAACUGGUGAUGCCGACUGUCCGCGCCAGCGCCGGUGACAACUCCUGGCGUGUGCGAUUCAUGGUCGUUGAUAAAUUCGUUGAGCUACAGCAAGCGGUCGGUCCGGAAUUGACUCGUUCCGACCUGGCUCAGAUCUUCCAAGCUCUACUCAAGGAUACAGAAGCAGAAGUACGCGCCGCUGCCGCCGGCAAGGUAAAAGACUUCUGCAAGAACCUGGAUAAGGCACAUCAAGAACACAUCAUAAUGACAAUGAUCCUGCCACAGAUUAAAGAUUUAGUAUGCGAUCCAAACCAACACGUCAAAUCUGCUCUAGCCUCCGUGAUUAUGGGACUCAGCCCCAUAGUAGGUAGACAGAAUACUAUCGAACACCUUUUGCCUCUGUUCCUCACACAAUUAAAAGACGAAUGCCCUGAGGUGAGAUUGAAUAUUAUUUCCAACUUAGAAUGCGUCAAUGAAGUAAUUGGUAUUCAGCAGUUGGUACAAUCCCUUUUGCCGGCUAUCGUGGAAUUAGCAGAAGAUACAAAGUGGCGUGUGAGACUAGCCAUAAUUGAACACAUGCCAUUACUAGCUGGUCAACUUGGACAGGAGUUCUUCGAUGAGAAACUAACAGGUCUUUGCAUGUCCUGGCUGAUAGACCACGUGUACGCUAUCCGUGAAGCAGCUACCCUCAAUUUGAAGAAAUUGGUUGAACAAUAUGGAUCCCAAUGGGCAGAAACAAAUGUCAUUCCAAAGGUCCUCGCGAUGUCCCGUGAACAGAACUACUUACAUCGUAUGACUUACUUAUUCUGCAUAAAUGUCCUCUCCGAAGUAUGUGGUAAGGAUGUUACGACACGAGUAUUGCUACCCACAGUAUUGUCUAUGGCCGACGACAAUGUUGCCAACGUUAGGUUCAAUGUUGCCAAAACACUGCAGAAAAUGGCUCCAUUCUUAGACCCGGCAGUUAUACAGCCGCAAGUGAAGCCUGUGUUGGAGAAACUCAACGUGGACCCUGAUGUAGAUGUGAAAUACUUCGCGUCCGAAGCGAUUGCAGGCAUCGCGGGCUAAGUCACAAAUAUAGUAAAAUCUUUAUAUGCCAGCAUUUGGACAGUGUGUAUACAAUAUGAACUUAUAUGGUUACUUUUAUACAUUUAUUCAAUAUUCCUACAUAAUUGCUGGCAAUUCAUAUCAGUAAGACCAAAAUAAUAUUAACAAAAAAACACCUUUAAUUUAAAAACAAAUGGAUGAGGUGUUUAAAUAUUCUCCUACAAUUAAAAAAACUUGUCAAAAAUCGGGUCGAAUCGAGAGCAACCUUUUUGAGAUCAAUUAAAAACUAAAAAUUGUUGACCCACCUUAAAGCAAUUUUUGUCCACAGUCUAUAUAGAUCAUAGAUUAAGCCAUAGUACCUGUGAUCUUAAAAUAAAUUAUCCAAUGUCUUACCAGAUACUGGAUAAUUUACCCCUUUACAUCGAAAAAAUGAGAUCACUCUAUCCCUAUUUCAUAAUGUGUACCCACCCCUGCUCAUAGCACUUCUAUAUCUUACUCUUUCUACAGUAUAUAUAAAUCAUGCCAUUGGUAUUCACCAGUACUUAAAAAAAAAACUCCAAUUUAGAUGUUAAAAGUAACCAUAUAUAAGCACAUAUUGUUAGUAUUAAGUUAAAUUUAUUCAGUGUAUAGAAACAUUUGUAGAUUAAUGUGCCACUUAAGAAUAUAAUUUGUUAAAACUGUAUGAACAAGAUAAAACUAUAACGAACUAUAUAUAAAAAUAGGUGAUCGAUCUUGAAAAUACCAUAUUCCUUUUCGUGCAAAAUUGUUAAUUUUUUUAUUAAUUUUUAUCUUUGUAUUUUGUUAAUAAAUUACGCCCUCCCAUCGUAAAACUUGUCAUUCGUUACACCCGUAAAUCGGAGACGCAUUUACACUAUUUUGCACGUAUGUAAUAAUAAUAAAUAAAAAUUUA